AUGGUGCGACCGACCACUGACGACGACACGGGGUUGAAAGUGCUGCGGGAGCCGACGUUGAGCCCGGAUGCCGAGAAUGGAGAGAAGAUCAUCGACAUUGUCGCCCUCCACGGCCUCGGCGCGCACCCGGACGACACCUGGACCCAGAAACGCCGCGAUGGCGAUGAGGUGCGCUGGGUCAACUGGCUCGAAGAGGAGGACAUGCUUCCAGUGGAGGUGCCGCAGGCACGUAUCAUGCGGUACGGUUACAAAUCGGGCUGGUUUGGAGUAGAGGCGAUCAAGCAGUCGGCUCGAACGACUGCGGAGCGGUUUCUAACUGCCUUGAGACGAGAGCGAAAGGAUUGCAUUGAUCGACCGUUGAUAUUGAUUGCCCACAGCUUUGGAGGGUUAGUGGUGCUCAAGGCUGUUUGCAAUACGUACCACGACCGAGACGACUGGCCCGGCGUGUUCGAUGCGGUCCGAGGGCUGGUCUUUUUCGGCACGCCGUUCCGCGGGGCGGACGGGAUGAGUCAGAGCGAAAUGGUGCAGGCGGCGGCACGAGAAUAUGCAGCUGAAGAUAUCGAGGCGGAGCCUCUCCACAUCCUCGACCCAGGCAACGAGCUGCUGCAAGACCUGGUGGAUGAUUUUCAGAAGAGGGUGUGGGCGAACAUGCCUGGUGCGCGAAUCGCCUGUUUCUUCGAACUCAAAGCGAGCGAGAUUGGAGCAAUCGUUGGGAAGCAGAGACGAAAGGCGUUUGCAGUCGAUGAACGAUCUGGGUGUUUCGACGUGUCAGACCGAGUGUCGAAACACUCGCUCGCGCGGACGCAUUUCAACAUGAACAAGUUUGGACGACCGACGGAAGAGGAUUAUUUAGUCGUGGUAGAAGUGAUCAAAAAGAUGGCGAAACAUGCUCGACAGCAACUAUCGGUGCCGUCGAUGCAGGUCCCACCUGUUAUAUCCGUGCCUUUGGAAACGACGUAUGAACAGGCAAGCCGGCGGCGAGUCAAAUAUUUCCGAGGUCGCCAAAAGCAGCUGAAACGACUUCAGGAAUACUUUACGGACGAUAUCGCGGACGAAUAUCGUGUACUUAUCCUCCAGGCGAUGGGCGGACAAGGGAAGAGUCAGAUUGCGCUGGAGUAUUGUCGACAACGGCGGUCCACUUAUGCGGAGAUGUUCUGGAUCAAUGCGAGUUCGGAGACGAUAGCGGUACAGUCGAUAGAACGAGUGGCGGCAGAGAUUAGACAGCCGCUGACGGGGAUCGACGACACUCGAACCAAAAUCCGACUGGUCGUCCAGGCGCUGGCGCGACGGAGCCAGCGGUGGCUCAUGGUGUUGGAUAACUAUGACGACCCGGAUCACUUUACGAGCAUUGAGCACUUUAUCCCAUCUCAUAGCAUGGGCGAUAUUCUUAUCACCAGUCGCAGUAAAGGACUGGAAGGACUCGGACGAGUCGUAAUAGUACCGCCCAUGACGAACCAGGAAGGGACAGAACUCCUCUUACACGACUAUCCAACGUCUGAGGUGGACGCUCAUCGGGAGAGAUAUGGUAAGAUCGUCGAACGGCUAGGCGGGUUACCUCUCGCCCUCGAUCAGGCAGCAGCCUUUAUCCGAUAUAAGCAGCUCGCGUUAGAUCAGCUCGACGAGUUCUUGAGCUUGUAUGAGGCACAACGCGAACAGGUGUUACGACAUACGCCCCGGCGAUUCUGGAAAUACGGCACGGUACAAGUCGACGGGAAAGAAGAAGAUAACCGGGCGAUCAGCGCAUUCACGACGUGGGAGAUGUCAUUUCAGCAGUUGGAAGAAGACGAGGCGCGGAGGGGCGAUAUUGGGCACUUCUUAACGGUGUCGGCCUUCUUCCAGCCCGACCGGAUUGACGAGUCACUGUUCCGCCACCACUGGGAAUGGACGCAACCGGCGCCGGCAUGGAUGAGGAUAUUCAGUCAUGAAGAUUCCGGCAGCAACGACCGCUCUCAGUCGUCGGAAUCUGACAGAGUCUCCGACAGCGACCCAGAAGGUCCUGCAAUGGCUUCGGUAGGGUCCGGGUCAGACGCAGAAGACGAGACGCCAGUGGUAGAUCGAGAACAGUGGAAUGCAGAUCUAUUUUGGAGGUUGAUCUCAAAGGCGUACGAUCUCUCUCUAUUAGACAGCAUCGCUAGUGGCGCGUCUAUCGAUGGGGCACGCUUCUCGUUACAUCCGGUGAUCUGCGACUGGCUGCAAGUUCGAUUGGGGAUGGAGGCGACUCACGAGUUUGUAUCUGAGGCAAUUGAGAUGGCGGCGGAUAAUGUCCGGCGUAUCGAUGGAUCCGUCGACUAUUCACUACAAGCGCGAGUGAUUCUCCUUGGGCACAUAAAUAUAUGCCUCGAGAAUGACCGACGGCUCUGCUCGGACGGACAACGAGUGGGACAGGAGUUGAGGAGCUGUGCGGUGGCGGGACGGCUUGCAUCGUUCUACCAAGACCAUGGGCGCUAUGAUGUAGCAGAGGGCCUCUACCGGCAAGUAUCCGAUACGAGAAGGGAGACGGUCGGGCUAGAAGACCCUUCGACGCUGACGAGCAUGAACAACUUGGCUAACGCGCUGAGCGGUCAGGGGAAGUACGCGGCGGCGGAGGAGAUGCAUCGAGAGAUAUUAAAGCUGAGGAAGAAGGUGCUCGGGGAGGAGCAUCCUAAGACGCUAACGAGUAUGAAUAACCUGGCCAGCGCGCUGAGCGAUCAGGGGAAGUACGCGGCGGCGGAGGAGAUAUAUCGAGAGAUAUCAAAGCUGAGCAAGAAGGUGCUCGGGGAGGAGCAUCCUUUAACGCUGACGAGUAUGAAUAACCUAGUCAGCGCGCUGAGCGAUCAGGGGAAGUACGCGACGGCGGAGGAGAUGUAUCGAGGAGAAUUAAAGCUGAGGAAGAAGGUGCUCGGGGAGGAGCAUCCGGAUACGCUGACGAGUAUGAAUAACCUGGCCAGCGCGCUGAGCGAUCAGGGGAAGUACGCGACGGCGGAGGAGAUACAUCGAGAGACAUCAAAGCUGAGCAAGAACGUGCUCGGGGAGGAGCAUCCUAAGACGCUAACGAGUAUGAAUAACCUAGCUAGCGCGCUGAGCGAUCAGGGGAAGUACGCGGCGGCGGAGGAGAUAUAUCGAGAGAUAUCAAAGCUGAGUAAGAACGUGCUCGGGGAGGAGCAUCCUUUAACGCUAACGAGUAUGAAUAACCUGGCCAGCGCGCUAAGCCAUCAGGGGAAGUACGCGACGGCGGAGGAGAUGCAUCGAGCGACAUUAGAGCUGAGGAGGAAGGUGCUCGGGGAGAAGCAUCCGGAUACGCUAACGAGUAUGAAUAACCUGGCCAGCGCGCUGAGCCAUCAGGGGAAGUACGCGACGGCGGAGGAGAUGCAUCGAGCGACAUUAGAGCUGAGGAGGAAGGUGCUCGGGGAGGAGCAUCCGGAUACGCUGACGAGCAUGAACAACCUGGCAUACCUUCUGGUGUUACGGUCUCGGUUUAUCCAGGCUGCAAUCUUCUAUGAGAGAGCAAUAGCUGGAUAUCGGCGAGUCCUUGGACCUGAUCAUCCUACCACCAGGGCGUGUGCGGAGGACUACUCUUCAUUCUGGAAUUCUCGAGGCAAUAAGAAGUAG
This is a messenger RNA of Fonsecaea erecta, 3588 nucleotides long. RefSeq lists its product as hypothetical. The transcript has 8 exons. Gene Ontology annotation, molecular function: ADP binding; protein binding. Bases 1 to 3588 code for a protein of 1195 amino acids. The record is from RefSeq and is a predicted model, not a curated record. Lineage: Eukaryota; Fungi; Ascomycota; Eurotiomycetes; Chaetothyriales; Herpotrichiellaceae. Gene Ontology annotation, cellular component: kinesin complex.